AGAACGCGCGCCACGAUCGCUCCUGAAUCAGCUGUAGAAAAUUGUGCCAAGUUUCUUGUCACUAUACCCGGUCGGUCAUCCGCGCGAGACGUGCGGUUUACAAUUUAAGUGUGUGCUUGUGUGUGUGUGAUUUUGUGCCUACACUAUCAAUUUAAGUAGUGCGUGCUUGUCAUCAAUCUAGCUAAGCUCAAAGCUUGACCUUCGUCAACAACUACAUAUACGUACAUACAUACAUAACCACUAGUACGACAAAGUACACCCCUAAUUUCUUGGUUUGUAAAAAGUAAGAAAACAAAAGGCUCAACAAUAUGCGCGAAAUUGUGCACCUGCAGGCGGGCCAAUGCGGCAAUCAAAUCGGUUCAAAGUUCUGGGAAAUUAUCUCCGAUGAGCAUGGCAUCGAUCCCAAUGGUUAUUACCAUGGCGAAUCGCAUUUGCAACACGAUCGCAUCGAUGUAUACUACAAUGAGGCCAGUAGCGGCAGAUAUGUGCCACGUGCUGUCCUCAUCGAUCUAGAGCCUGGUACCAUGGACUCAGUGCGUCAAUCACCCAUGGGCCAACUAUUUAGACCUGAUAAUUUUGUUUUCGGUCAAUCGGGCGCUGGCAAUAACUGGGCCAAGGGCCACUACACGGAAGGUGCGGAGCUUAUCGAUUCGGUGUUGGAGGUGAUACGCAAGGAAUCGGAAGGCUGUGAUUGCCUGCAAGGCUUUCAAUUGGCCCAUUCAUUAGGUGGCGGGACUGGCUCUGGCUUGGGCACUCUCCUCAUAUCGAAGAUACGCGAAGAAUAUCCGGAUCGCAUCAUGCUCUCAUUUUCUGUGGUGCCAUCGCCCAAGGUCUCGGAUACGGUUGUGGAGCCGUACAAUGCGACACUCUCCAUUCAUCAACUGGUCGAGAACACGGACGAGACCUUCUGCAUUGACAACGAGGCGCUGUACGACAUUUGCUUCCGCACGCUGAAGCUGUCGUCGCCCACCUAUGGCGAUCUGAAUCAUUUGGUCUCUGUCACAAUGUCCGGAGUAACCACCUGCCUGCGUUUUCCGGGCCAGCUGAAUGCGGAUCUGCGCAAACUGGCCGUAAACAUGGUGCCCUUCCCACGUCUGCACUUCUUCAUGCCCGGCUUUGCCCCCCUCACCGCCAAGGGCUCCCAACAGUAUCGUGCCCUGACCGUCGCCGAGUUGACACAGCAAAUGUUUGAUGCCAAAAACAUGAUGACGGCAUGCGAUCCCCGACAUGGACGCUAUCUGACUGUCGCGUGCAUUUUUAGAGGACCCAUGUCGAUGAAGGAAGUGGACACACAAAUGCUGAAUAUUCAGAGCAAGAAUAGCAGCUAUUUCGUUGAAUGGAUUCCCAAUAAUGUGAAAGUCGCUGUUUGUGAUAUUCCUCCACGUGGUCUGAAAAUGGCCGCCACAUUUAUUGGCAACUCUACGGCUAUACAGGAGAUAUUCAAACGCAUAUCCGAGCAAUUCACGGCCAUGUUUAGGCGCAAGGCCUUCUUGCAUUGGUACACUGGCGAAGGCAUGGACGAAAUGGAAUUCACUGAAGCCGAGUCGAAUAUGAAUGACCUGAUAUCAGAGUAUCAACAAUAUCAAGAAGCCUCUAUUGACGACGAUGUGGAGUUCGACGAUGAGCAAGCAGAGCGUGAAGCAUACGAGGCCGAAGAUACACUGCAAAAUGGCGGUAUCUAGCAGUUUAAAAGUACACCCUAAAUUGGGGUGUUUUCAAUAUCUGUGUAAUUUUAUCCAAUUUUUCUAUAAAAGAAAAUAAAUGCUAUGACAAAGAA
Molecule: messenger RNA, 1777 nt
Organism: Scaptodrosophila lebanonensis
Lineage: Eukaryota; Metazoa; Arthropoda; Insecta; Diptera; Drosophilidae
Gene: betaTub97EF
Product: tubulin beta chain
Exons: 7
Coding region: 309-1682 (457 amino acids)
Biological process (GO): mitotic cell cycle; microtubule cytoskeleton organization
Cellular component (GO): cytoplasm; microtubule
Molecular function (GO): GTPase activity; GTP binding; structural constituent of cytoskeleton
Source: RefSeq, a predicted model, not a curated record